CAGCCUCCAGCUAUCACGUGUCCAGAUGACGUCAUCGCAUACACCAAGCAUGGUCAGAACACAACCAUCUUCCAUUGGCAAAGCAACAAACCCACGAUACGUGAUAACUCGUAUAAUUUCACGUAUCAGGUGAAUGGGCAGGUGUCGAACAUCUUCUUGGUUGGUCUCCACGUGUUGCAGUAUGUUGUAAGAGAUUCUGCUGGUAACCAGGCUCAGUGUAACAGGAAAAUCAAUGUCAUAGGGCGUAAUGCAAAAGUCAUAUUCUGCCCCGCAAACAUCACCAUUGCCAAUGUCACCAGCCAAUCCAUGACUGUCCAUUGGCCUGAUCCCAUCUUCUUGGACCAGGACAACGAGACGCUCAACUAUCACUGCUCCAGGGGUAGCGGUGAUAGGUUUUCUUUAGGCGUUCAUCAAGUGCAUUGUUACCCUGAUGGUUUCCAGGAGGUCGUCUGCCAGUUUUCUGUCAAUGUCACGGCAAAAUCUUGUAAAAGAUUGCCAGAGCCUCAAAAUGGUGUAGCUGUUUGCCACAAGGGUGCCCAGUUUCUCUUGCAGUGCAGUGUCAUGUGUAACGAACAAUAUGAUUUCGCUUUCCCACCAUCGGAUUAUUAUUACUGUGAUAGCAACGGCAAUUGGAUGGAAAAGUGGCCUCAUUGUUCUCGAACGUACAGGAGUGGGCGUGCAAGACUACGUGGUGAGGUGAAGUAUCAUUAUUAUGGCGGGUCAUGUCUGGAUGUCACAGUCAAGGAGCAUAUUCGCAUCAUGAGUUGGCAAAAGUUGACAUCGUAUUCAAGCAGUAUUUGCACCCAACUUGAUAUCAAGUGUAACUUAAAAGAUGUACGUGUUCAUUGUCACGUGAGUCUACCGUCACAUGUCCUGAUGCAGAAUGGAGAAGCACCAUCUUACACAACUGGUGGGCCUGUCACGAAACACAUUUUUGAAAAUGAACCAUCGGAUGGUGAUUCUGAAGGUCAAAGGUCAGAUUCACAGGGUCAGAGGUCAUACUUUGAAGGUGAUUAUCACUACAGGCCACGUAGGUCUGUUCGUCCUGUGGCAGAUGGACUAGAAGGCGGAGAUGGAGUUGAAGAUGACGACAAAACGAAAGACGAUGGAACAGGAAAAGACGCGGCACACGAAAACGUUACAUUUUUAGUCGAAUUCUCCAUUGAGGCUGAAGCAGACGCGAGCGUUCCUAUCACCAAAACAAUGCAGACGGAUUUAAAGUAUAAACUUUUGGAUAUUGAAUAUGAAGUAAACAAAGAAGGCCUUGGGGUGAACGUUUCAGCUCAACUUGUCGCUGAUCUCGGGAUGAAUAUGACUGUAGGGUUUGUGACAAAUUGUACAAUUGGACAGAUUUUGGUAUUGGAGGAUUACAGUGCACGAUGUGUAAACUGCCCUAUCGGCAGCUACCACAAUGGGGUAGAUUGCAAACUCUGCCAAGUUGGUUUCUACCAGGAUGAGGAAGCAAGUACGGAGUGUGAAGUCUGCCCGGACAAGAAGAUGACAAUGGGACCUGGGGCUAUUGCAUUUGAAGACUGUUCUGAUCCAUGUCGACCAGGUACAUUUUCAGUGACGGGUCUGGAGCCAUGUGAUCCCUGUGACUUUGGGACAUAUCAAGUUGAGUCCAGAGCUAAGAGAUGUCACAGUUGCCCACCGGGAACUGGGACCCUCAGUAUCAGAGCAAGCUUUUCUUACGAAUGUAUCGAUGAAUGUCGUCCAGGAUAUUACAGUCCUUCCUCAGGUCUGGAGCCAUGCGUUCCCUGUCCUUUCAACACGUACCAACCAAACCCUGGUGCCCAGGUCUGUCACAGCUGUCCAGAUCUGAAGGAGACCUUGAACAUUGGGGCAGACAGUUUGCAUUCUUGUAUAGACAUUGACUACUGUCAAGAGAACGUCUGCCCACACGGUCGAUGCAUCAAUGGAAAAGGCGGCUUUAGUUGUGAUUGUGAUGCUGGAUGGACCGAUGACGACUGCUCUGCGGAGGUCAAUGAGUGCAUGUCAUCACCCUGCCAACAUGAAGCUACAUGUGUCGAUGAGGUCAAUGGGUACAAUUGUAAAUGUUUACCUGGCUAUACCGGUGAACAUUGUGACUUUGAAGUAGAUGAGUGCGAAUCUGCUCCGUGUCGAAAUGGUGGUUCCUGUGUUGACGCGAUUGCCAACUACACCUGCUACUGCACGAUGGGAUACAGCGGUCAAAACUGUGACCAUGAUGUGGACGAUUGUACAGAGGGUGUGUGUAUCCAUGGCAACUGCACUGACCUUGUGGGUGGAUUCCGUUGUGAGUGCUUUCCUGGUUUUGCUGGUGAACACUGUGAGGCUAUCCUAGAUGCUUGUAUCGGUACCCCCUGCAAAAAUGGUGCAACCUGCAAAUCACAAGGGACUUCCCACACAUGCGAUUGCAUGGAAGGCUACUCUGGGCCAGAAUGUGAAAACACCAUCAAUGAAUGUGAUAGUCAGCCGUGUUUGAAUGGUGGGAUAUGUGCUGAUGAUGUCGCUGAUUACCAUUGUCGAUGUCAUGAUGGAUUUGCUGGGAAGAAUUGUGAAUUAACUUAUAGUAAGGAGUUUGACUUGGUGUUCAAGAAGCCGAGCAUUACAGACUGUGCUAUUGUGACAAUCAUGGCAGAGAAAUUGACAACUAUAACUGUUGCAUUCUGGAUGAGAUCACAUGACCAAUUAAAUUAUGGGACACCAUUCUCUUACGGUGCAAGCAGUAACUGGUUAGCUGCUGAGAGUAGCAACGUCUUUACUCUCUACGACUAUGGCGACCAGUUGUUCGUUAAUGGUGAAGUUGCACACCUUGGCUUACGUCUCAAUGAUGGGCAUUGGAAUCAUGUGUGUAUCAGCUGGGAAGGAACAUUAGGAUUAUGGCGAGUCCACCUCAAUGGCACGCUGGCAGUGGAAGGAACCGGCUUGGCAAGUAAUACGCAUAUUGAAGGUGGCGGGUCGUUUAUCCUUGGACAAGAACAAGAUUCGAUCGGUGGAAGUUUCAAUCGGCGUGAAUCGUUCAUUGGCGAGCUUUCACAGGUUCAAGUGUUUGAGGAUAUUCUAUCCGACCAGGAAAUCAGAGGCAUUAGUGAUAGAACGACGUGCACAACCCAUCCAGGAAAUGUCCUGUCUUGGUUGGAUUUCCCAAGAGGCAUCAAGGGGGAGGUCGAACUGAGGACAGACAGUUUUUGUCUCGAUGUCGAUGAGUGUCUCUACCCCGAUGUCUACCAUUGUGAUGGGAACCAUGCAUGUACAGAUCUGUUGGGGAGUUACUCCUGCAGUAGCUGCCAGCCUGGUUGGGUGGGGGACCGAUGUGACAAUCCCUUGGACGAGUGUCAGCCAUCUCCUUGCAAGAACAAUGGGACGUGUGUCGAUGGCAGCGGUCUGGAUGAUUGGAGGUGUAAUUGCCUACCAGGAUAUUUAGGUCGGGACUGUUACCAUGAAGUGGACCUCUGCGGAUCAAUGCCUUGUUUGAACAACGGUACUUGCAUCAAAAUGGCUGAAGGCUACAAGUGUUUAUGUCCAGCUUCAACCAUCGGCGAUUUCUGUCAGAAAAACUAUGACGACUGCCGAGGCAAUCCAUGCUUAAAUGACGCAACCUGUGUCAAGAGUCAUGAUAUGUUUCAUUGUGUUUGUCCUGCCGGAUUUCAUGGACGACUAUGUGACGAGAGGAUAAACUUCUGUGAGGGUGAACCAUGUCAAAAUGGUGGACUUUGCCUCUCUGAUUUGACUGGAUUUGAAUGCAGAUGCGUCAUCCCCUGGGUCGGGAGAUACUGUACCAUUUCCUACAAACCGAACUGUAACCAUUUUCCGUGCCUGAAUAACGGCACAUGUGUCUUAUCGAAUGCAGAUGACACUGGUUAUUUGUGCCGUUGCCCUGAAAUUCCAAACAUCACCUGGGGACCAAAUUGUGAACUACCAACUAUUUGUGAUUCCAACCCGUGCAAACAUGGUGGAACCUGUGUGCAUCUUAGUAGCAGUGAUUAUGCUUGCUUAUGCCCUGAAAUAUUUGACGGGGAAAACUGUGAGCUCGUCCGAAAAAUGUUCCCAUCUGUCACUUCAAUGUCUGACAUAACGAUCUUAGAAUCUUCAACCCUACGCUAUCAAGGUGCUGAAUCCACAUCUGAAAUACAUCAGCAGUCCCAGGAUAUACCAAGUACAACCAAUCCUGACAUGCAAAGUUCCUCUACUUCUUCAAGUUCAAGUUCAACACCGAGACCAACGCCGAAUCCAACUUCAUUCCCUGGCAUGACGUCAACUGCAAGGGUGACGUCUGUUCUGCCAACCCUGCUUGGCUCUAUUCCAGAGAUACAACCGACGCCUGUCCGUACAACACCUGAUACGCCCGUCAAGAUGGAAACAAGUGUCAUGAAGACAACAUCAGAGAUAGAUCUCUGUGGAGUUACUGCCUGUCAUAAUGGAGAGAUCUGUUCGUUUGAUGGGAACACAACCAGGUGUCGCUGUCCUGAUGGUUUCGGAGGGGACUACUGUGACAUCGUCAGAAAGAAAGUUAAAACUUCAUACGAUGUGACUGUAACUUUACUGAUGGUGUACAGCGACAAUCUGAAGGAGAGCAAGGAAUUUGAUUCCGAGUUCAAGAAAGCAAUUCAUCAAGUAUAUAUGCCGUUAGCGAAAAGAGGAUCAAGCAAGAUAUCCAUCCAGAUCAAUGGUAUCAGGAAGGGCAGUGUCGUGGUGGACUUCACACUCCAGCUCGUCCAGUAUGAAGACGAACCUGCCAUCACCAAAGAUGACAUGAUGAGUAUUCUGCGUGAAGAGCUCAAGAAUGGGAAGUUGGGGGACCUUUCUGCUUCUCAACAUUUUGGAUUUGAACUUCAAAUCGAGAAAAUGUCCGUGCCAGAUGGAGAUGACAACAAAGUUUACAUCACGGCGGGUGCUGUUACUGGUUGUAUUGUCUGUGGGUUAGUGUGUCUCAUGAUUGUAGCAGUCGUGAGGAACAGACGUCGCCAGGUGUAUGCAAGCAAGAGUUCUACGAGUAAAACUUACAGGAAACCGUAUCAUGGUGAUGUUGUCCUUUCUUCGAUCUCCAACACAGCAUUUGAGCCUGACCCUGGUGAUGAUGUUCAUGUACGACAACAAUUUGAGGAGCAUGUCUAUGCUGACAUCAACUACGAGCCAACACCAUAUGCCGUCACCACCAGGGCAGAUCUUGAGAGGAAUAAUAGUUUCUUCAAACGAAUGUCACAAGCUCAUCCCCUGAGGGGCACAGUACCAGCAGAAGAACGACCAAAAUCAGGUGUGGAUCAAAACAAAGGUGACGUCCCAUCAGAAACACGAAGAGAUUUGAACGUUUCUGGUGCUGGGCAGGAAAAUCUUGCAUUUGAAGAUGAUUACCUAGAACCCGUUGGAAUGAGUUCUGCCAGAAAUAAGCGACGUUUACCUAAUACAGGAUUCUGUUCGUUCGAGUAUCCAUCUAGUUCUCCAUGUGAGAGUGAUAACCUUGCAAUUGAAUGCAAAAGAAGCUCUGGGGGCGAAUCAAGUAUUUCUCAUCAGACAACUCCAAGUCCAGAUGAUAGUUAUGAGAAUCUUAACGGACAAAUCAUUAUCAGUCUAAGCCGAGAAAGUCUCAAUAAUGAAGGCAGCAAGUCUGCAUCCAGUGACAAUUUAAAGAUAAGUUCUGCGAGUCUUACAUCGUUAAAGAAGACCUCCCCUAGAGAUAGUCUGAAACGUAGUUUUGAGAGUUUACGGAAUAUUGGCAAAACAAGCCCGAGGAUUAAUCGUGUAAGGUUAAAGAGGAAUCAAAAUGGACGGGAAAAUGCUGUGUUUGAUGUGAAUGAUAUCCUGCUGCCAAUUUUUGAAGAGACGAGGCAAGAUUGUGUAGAGAAACAAAUAAAUACAAGUGGGGCUAGUAUCUCCAAAGAGGCGAGAAACAAAACUGUGGGAGCUGGACUCUCUAACAAUGAUAUUUAUAUGGGUAUCCUUCCGUUAAAAACGGUCAUUCCAACCCUUGAGCUUCCAAAACGCCCACCACCGGUCUUCAACCCAAAGGCGCGUACACUGCCGCAGCUACCUUAUCGACAAGAGGAAGAACGAAUACUCCGACUGCACGAGAAAGAGAAAUUACAGAGAGAGUAUUUCUGAUUUCUGUUCCAUGAAUUGGGCUUGCCUUUUUGUAGCCUUUUGAAGUAACUGUGAUCAGUUGUACAUGUAUAAUCUUGGCCUUAUGAAAAUGAGCAAGGGUAUCAUAGAUGUUACGUAGGCUGCAUUCCAAUCUGCUGAACAAUAGGUACAUGUACUGUAAAUCGUUGUAAAUAGAUUGAAUGAGUAACUGAAUACAUAUCAGCCGCCUUAUAAUUUUGUAGUUUUUUCACUGAAGGGCA
This is a messenger RNA of Lineus longissimus, 6320 nucleotides long. Its product is annotated as sushi, von Willebrand factor type A, EGF and pentraxin domain-containing protein 1-like. Bases 307 to 6081 code for a protein of 1924 amino acids. Gene Ontology annotation, molecular function: calcium ion binding. The transcript is spliced from 20 exons. The record is from RefSeq and is a predicted model, not a curated record. Lineage: Eukaryota; Metazoa; Nemertea; Pilidiophora; Heteronemertea; Lineidae.